AGCUGCCGGCCCACAACUUAAUCUUGGUGAUAAAUAACUCGCUCGCAUUCAGUUCAGUGUUCAUAAAACCUUGGAUCAUCCUUAUAACAGCCUCAGUCAUGUUGGUCAUCGGAGCUUUACGAAGGACUCAAUGGACUACAUUAAGACGUAGUGUUAUUCACUUUCGGCAUCCGAAAUCCCACACCUUGCCACUGAAGCAAAAUAGUCAGUUAUGGGGCUUAAUUGACUUGGCCGCGGUCAAGGUAAGACGUAGUUCUACAACAGGCCCAGCAGGAUACGCAUACUCAGAAAGGUUUUGCUUGUAUCACGCGGGCACACCCAGAAUCACAUUCUUAGGCUACCUGAAACUGUCAACUAUAUUCCUAUUUGUCUUCUUCGGUCUCGUUGUCACGCCAGCAUACUACGAUAAAGAAGGAUUCUCUCUUACUGUACUACGAACAUCUGUUACAGCUAUUGCUCCCCUCAUCUUCGUCCAGUACUCCACCUCCCCCUUCGUUUCCUGUAUCCACGUGAGGCUGCCAGGAAUCGCACGGCGGUCAGAGGAGGCGCUGCGGCGGUACCUGCAGGGUCUGUCUGCAGAUGCGGAGCUGGCCAUCACGACCACGAGCUUAAUCGCCAAGCCGCGUGUCUCCUACGUGCGCCUUAGAGACCUACAGCCUGUGCGCCGACGCUUCGGCAUAGUCUCGCUCUCCCGUGACCCCACAGCUGAGAAUGCAGCCAGGAAAUGGUACAUGUUCCGCGCUGUCCGCGAUUUCAACACUCAGCUCAACGCUGCGCCACCCGUUCCCUGGGCCUGGGACAUUGUCAUGGGUAUCAUCAAGAGGCAAAGCCAGCGUGUGUGAAGGAGAUAAUUUCCAAUGCUAUGUGGUGAGAAGAAAGUGAUUUCCAAAUGUCAUUCACAUAACCUACUAGCAAUUAAUGCGUAUGGGCCUACUAGUCACCUAUGUAGUGUGCACAGAAAAAAAGUGAAGGCAAAAAGGGGCAAGCCACUUAACGGACAAUACUUCAAAGUUAGGGUAAUAUAUCUACCUAGCUACUAUCAUUGAUGUAACUACUUGACGUACUUACCUACCUAGGGCCUAAGUAGGUAAUGUAUGCACUAUAUCAUAGAUAGGGUACUAAGUUGGGCUAUGCAGUUUGAUGCAAGUGGGAAAAGGAGGGGUGCUUAUCUGCGAUAAAAGCUACAUAGACAUAGUGCGUAGUUACAUAAACGGCGAUAUCGCUGCUGAUCC
Molecule: messenger RNA, 1232 nt
Organism: Hypoxylon fragiforme
Lineage: Eukaryota; Fungi; Ascomycota; Sordariomycetes; Xylariales; Hypoxylaceae
Exons: 3
Coding region: 99-842 (247 amino acids)
Source: RefSeq, a predicted model, not a curated record